AAAAAAAAAAAAAAAAAAAAAAACCGAUACAACAAGUGAACCGAUUGCGACACCGUACUUAGGACAAAACCCCCUUGUCUUCUCCAAAUCCUUCUGCCGUCGAUCGUCGAAUCGAUAAUGCAAAGAUAAUUGACAUGAGCAGAGAAGAGCUAGACAAUCCCAUGACAGUAAGAGCAAAACCAGCUUCACUAGCUAUUGUAAAUAACAAUAACGGAUACCACCGAGAUAAUGAAGAAGAAGAAGGAGAGUCAAAGCUCGAACCAAAUGUCGGGUUAGAGUUCGAUUCAGCUGAAGAAGCACAAGAAUUUUACAAUCUAUACGCAACAAAACUCGGAUUCAGAAUUAGAAUCGGUCAGCUUUAUCGGUCCCGUGUUGAUGGGUCAGUUAUUUCUAGAAGAUUCGUGUGUUCAAAGGAAGGGUUUCAAACUACUUCCAGAACGGGCUGCCCAGCUUUCAUAAGAGUUCAAAAAGCCGAUUCUGGAAAAUGGGUUUUAGCUAAUGUUAAAAAGGAACACAAUCAUGAAUUCGAAACCUCAGGUGAGAUUUGUCCUUCCCGUAUACAAAGAAAAAAUAUUCCAAAUCCUAAAUCUUCUGUUGUUGUUGUGUCGACUAGGACUGGACUUAGAUCAAUUGAUGAGGAUGGCCCAGGCCCAUCUGGGAUAAUUGAUCUUAAGCGUUUUAAAAGGGAAAGAAUUGAUGUAGAAAGAAUUGAUGUAGAAUUACAGCCUAGAGGUAGUGAACCAUACAAAGGACUUGAAUUUACUUCUGCGGAUGAAGCAUACGAAUUUUAUAAUGCAUAUGCUGCUAAUUCGGGUUUUAAAGUCCGGAUUGGCCAGCUGUUUCGUUCUAAGAAUGAUGGGUCGAUUACUUCAAGAAGAUUUGUUUGCUCUAAAGAAGGCCAUCAGCACCCGUCAAGAGUUGGGUGUGGCACGUUCAUGAGGAUACAGAGACAAGAUACGGGACGAUGGUUGGUUGAUCGUUUUCAAAAUGAGCAUAAUCAUGAACUUGGCAUGCCCGCUGAUGCUAGUGGGAGAGUAAAAGGAUUUAAAGAAGAAGCGAGCAGUGUGUUGGAGAAUAUGGAGUUAGUUGAAUUAAAUGGUGGCCUUAGCCUUGUUACACGAGGGAGAGAGAGUAGAAUUGGGAGUGAUUGGUAUAAUGAGCUUUUUGAGUAUUUUCAGGCUAGGCAAGCAGGCGAUAUGGGAUUUUUUUAUGCAGUGGAAAUGCAUAAUGGUAGAGCUUUGAGUGUAUUCUGGGCUGAUGCCAGGUCUAGAUUUUCUUGCACUCAAUUUGGUGAUGCAGUUGUUUUUGAAACAACAUAUAGAAAGGAGGGUAGUUACUCAGUGCCACUUGCUUCAUUCAUUGGGAUUAAUCACCACAGGCAGCCGGUGCUUCUUGGCUGUGCCUUAAUUGCGGAAGAGUCUGAAGAGUCAUUUACUUGGGUGUUUCAAGCAUGGCUUCGUGCAAUGUCCGGGCGCCAUCCUGUCUCUAUGGUCGCUGAUCAGGACAGAGCCAUUCAACAUUCAAUUGCUCAAGUUUUUCCGGGAAUACAUCAUCGUUUUUCUGCAUGGCAAAUUAAGGCUACAGAGCAGGAAAAUAUUGGUGCAUUGCUCUCUAUGAAUCCUGAAUUUAAGUAUGAAUAUGAAACUUGCAUUUUCCAGAGCCAGACUGCGAAUGAGUUUGAAGCAGCAUGGAAUGUGCUAGUUAACAAAUAUAAUUUAAGAAAGAACACAUGGUUAAUGGAGAUGUAUAGGAUGCGCAAGAGUUGGGUGCCAUUACACAUUAGGGGCACAUUCUUUGCUGGCAUUCCAAUGGACGGAAGCUUGAAAUCAUAUUUUGGCACCAUAUUGACAUCUCAAACACCACUCAGUGAAUUUCUUAUACGGUACGAAAAAGCCCUUGAGCAACGCCGCGAAGAGGAAAGGAAAGAGGAUUUUAACUCGUUCAAUUUACAAGCAGUUCUGCACACGAAGGACCCUAUAGAAGACCAGUGUAGAAGGUUUUACACUAUUACUAUGUUCCAAGUGUUUCAGAAAGAGCUUUUGGAGUGCUAUAGCUUUGUUGGAAUUAAGAUAAAUGUUGAAGGUGCCAUUAGUAGGUAUCUGGUGCAGAAGAGUGGGAGUGGAGAUGAGAGGAACACAGUUGCCUUUAAUGCCUCAAAUCUUAAAGUCAGUUGCAGUUGUAAAAUGUUUGAGUUUGAAGGUGUGCUGUGUAGACAUGCCUUGAAAGUUUUUCAGAUUAUGAACAUAAGAGAGCUUCCGUCUCGCUAUAUCCUACAUCGGUGGACAAAAGAUGCAAAAUAUGGUAUACUGCGGGAUGUUGAUUCAGGGGGUGCUUCUCAAGAUCAUAAGGCAUUGAUGUUGUGGAGCUUAAGAGAAGAAGCAAAGAACUACAUUGAGGCAGGAACAGCAUCUUUAGAGAGAUACAAACUUGCGUUUGAGAUCAUGCAGGAGGGUAGAAGAAAUCUUUGUUGGCAAAACUAGGGAAGUACGUGGUAUAACAAACAUAGAUCAGAGGUCAGAGACUCUUGGUCAUCUUGAAAAGGGAUAGUCUUGCAGAACAUUGAAGCCAAUGUCAAAUUUUUGAUGAUCAACUCUGUGCAAUCUUGUCGCAGUCUGUUGUACCAACAAUUUUGGUAAAUUCCAGAGCUUUCAAGACUUGUUGCAUAUUUUGGAUUAGACCAGAGUUGCCAAUGAUAAUUCAAACAUUGUUGGUGCCACCGAAAAGUAAGCCUUCCUCAAGCAAACAAAUCAUCAUAUGUCUUAAUUUUCUUUCUCAACCACAAACUACAACUGUGAAUUAAAGAUGUUCCUACAAAUUGAUACUCUCUAGUUUCUUAGUAAAACUGGACAAUUGUGGUACUGAAAGAAGCCUGGGGAAAAUGGAAAGUUGGAAAAUCCAUCAUCGGCCUGUGGAAAAUGGUUCCUCCAGUGAUCAUAUGGUUCAUUUGGAAAGAAGGAUCUCAAUGCUGUUCUCAUGGAAUUUCAACUCAGAUUCAUUUUCAAGGCUAGAAUUUUGAUGAAUCUUUGUGCUUGGAGCAGACUAUGUAUUGUAAAUAGUAUUGACACUCUUUUGGAUUUUGUAAGCUCCUUAAGUUUUUCCUAGGAGUCAUCUGACAUCGUACAGAAGCUGUCUUUUUUGUAAUCUUUUUGCAUCUUCUGGAUGCUGAAUGAAUGAAAUUUAUUCUCUUGAUAAAAAAAAGAAAAACUGGAAAAUUGUGGUACUGUCCUUCGAGCAACUGCUUCUUGAUAUUAAUUACUGUAUUAAACACGUCAGGAUCAGAUUCUGAUUGGCAUGAAAAUGAUGAAGCGACCACUCAGUUUUCUAUUGUCAUAGCUCAUGGGCAUAUAUUUGAUAACUUAGUCACACAUGUAAUCACUAUGAGAAAAUCACCCAAUUGAAGAAUCAUCUGGUCAGUCAUUUUCGAACCAAGGGUUUAAGUAAGCUAGAGUACUUUCUUGACACUGAGGUCACUCAAAUGGUGUUUCUUUUUCACAAGGGACACAUGGGACAUUCUUUAUCUGAUAGUGUUGAGUCAUAUUAAGAUCUAAUUCUUAAUUAAUCUUCAAAUCGUUAAUUUUUUUUUACAUGUAGGCGGUCCUGCACUAUUUGGUGUUUGAUUUCAACCUAAGUUCACUAGUCUGGUAAUUGGUUCAAGCUUAGCAAAAAGUGUCUAGUGCGAUUGUUAAGAGGGCUUGAAUGAUAUCCACCUAACUGUUUCUUAACCAUUAGCAUCAUUGCUGGGGAAGGAGUUCUCUUUAUGUUUCAGUCCUUGCUCCCCGCUGAUUAGACUGUGAAUAUGAUGCUGAUUACUGAGUAUGCAUCCGUCAAUGUCUUUUAUUCAAGUUUUGUUACAAGCUCAUUUUUCUCUUUUCGGAAAUGCUGCUUUGGUUGGUUACUAAAUAAUAGAACAUUUGACCAGUGCCUUGUUCUACUCAAGCCGGCAUCUUACUAUUGAGUUAUUUAUUUCGGUUUAUAUUAUGUGCUGAUUUUGUAUAGCAUCAGCUUUUCAAUUCAGGCCUUGCUCUCUGAUUAGACUGUCGAUAGGAUGCUGAGUAUGCAUUCGUGAAUGUUACUGACCCCAAUUUUGUCUAUAGCACAUUUUCUAUUUCUAGAAAUGCUGCCUUGGUCACGAUGUGCAUAAUCGCCAAAUAAUAGAACAGUUUACUGGUGCCUUGUUCUACUAAGAGCUAAAUAUUUGUACUGAACCAAAGUGAAACUUUGGGGGGAAUUUAAGAACGCUAUACUCCUAAACGUGGAAAAUAUGAAGAAAAUUAGAGUGUGGACUGAAAGAUGGUGUGAAGGAUUUUUUUUUCUUUUUUCUGGCCGGUCAGGAAUAAGGGAUGUUUGUUGGCAGAUUGCAUCUCUGAUACAGGGUGGAACUUCCAGUCAAGAAAAAGAUUUAAUGAUUGGCAAAUAGUUGAAGAUGUCCUCUCUUCUUUUUUUUUUGGUU
Messenger RNA from Nicotiana tabacum (common tobacco), 4450 nucleotides. RefSeq names its product protein FAR1-RELATED SEQUENCE 7. Gene Ontology annotation, molecular function: zinc ion binding. NCBI's taxonomy places the organism in Eukaryota, Viridiplantae, Streptophyta, Magnoliopsida, Solanales, Solanaceae. The record is from RefSeq and is a predicted model, not a curated record. Gene Ontology annotation, biological process: regulation of DNA-templated transcription.